AAAUCUUACAAGAAAAUUUAUUAUCUUUCAUCAACAUAAAUAUCGAAUAACUCUGUUCCACCAAUAAUAAAAGAUACCUUCUUCUCAUAUCCUUAUCUUCUUUUUUUGUCCUUUCAUACAAAGAAUAACAAAAAGAGUAGUUAGACACACCCCAUAUAAGAUCUUACUAGCAAAUUUAUAUUACAUUACCCCUUCAAACACACAUCCAUAUGGACAACCAACAACACCAAACCAUCAUGAGAACAAAUCAAGAAAGUGAUCAUCAAAAUUGUUCAUCCAAUUCAUCAUCUCCUUCACAUGAUUUCUCAUUCACAAUCUCAUUUCAACAAACAAAACAAAUCCCACCUCCUUCUUCUUCUUCAACUAUUACUACUUCUUCAUCAUCAUUUGCUAUAGAUUUAUCACCUGCUGAUGAUAUCUUCUUCCAUGGGCACUUACUUCCUCUUCACCUUCUUUCCCAUUUCCCUAUAUCCUCCCCUAGAUCUUCCACUAACUCCCUUGAUGGCUUCACACUUCCCAAGAAAGAUCACUUUUUUCAUCAACAACAUAAAGUACUAUUAGAUGAUGAUACUUGUUGUGAUGCUAAGGGAAAACCAAAGACUAAUAAGUCUUUUUCACUAUUUGGGAUACCAAAAUGGAGAGUACUUAAAGAUCAUCAAAAAGACCAAAACAAAGAAAGAUCAUCAAAACAAUAUAGCAAGAAGAUGAGUCAAGUUGUUAAGAGGUAUAUAAAAAUGGUAAGGCCAUUUUUGUCAUUUAGAAAUAAAAAGAUUAAUAUGCAAUUUCAUUCUUUUUCUGGGAAUUUAUUAAGAGGAAAUAAUAAUGAUACAUGGCAAUAUUCAUCAGCACCAGCUUCAAUAAGAACAUCACCUACAAAUAGUGGUUUACUUGUAGCAAAACCAACAGGAGGAGAUUAUAGUAAUUUUACUAAUUCUUCAUCAAGUGAUAGCACUAUGGAAGAAUUGCAAUCUGCUAUACAAGCUGCAAUUGCUCAUUGUAAGAAAUCUAUUUCAAUGGAAGACUAAAUCAAAUGAGUACUACUUGAUUUUUUUGUGUAACGGAUUUUAACAUGUGAUAGCAGGUUAGUUAUUAUAUUUAUCAGAUUAAUUACAUAUCAAGUAAUAUGUAUUAGGAAAUUUGCUUGUAACUACUUAAUAAAUGAUCUGAUCGUAUAAAUAUUUUAUA
Messenger RNA from Solanum tuberosum (potato), 1185 nucleotides. Its product is annotated as BRI1 kinase inhibitor 1. Gene Ontology annotation, molecular function: kinase inhibitor activity. The transcript has a single exon. The record is from RefSeq and is a predicted model, not a curated record. NCBI's taxonomy places the organism in Eukaryota, Viridiplantae, Streptophyta, Magnoliopsida, Solanales, Solanaceae. Gene Ontology annotation, cellular component: plasma membrane. The coding region runs from base 210 to 1025 and encodes 271 amino acids.